AAUCAGCACCGCCUCUACUAUAACUUUCUGCUGACUUGGCUGCCGUCGCGUCGUCCGGUGGCGUUAUUGUUUGCGGGGGCAUCGGUCUGGCGACUGAUCUGGAGGAGUCAGUCCCGCGCCCAGGGUCUACAAACUUCCUUUUCUCCCCCGACGUACUUCGCUCCGCUCUCUCCACUCUCUCACUCUCUACCACUUUGCGGUCUCCCCUACUCGCUCCCGUACGAAGGCCCCGACCGACUGCUUAGCCGAGGAAGAAGAAUGGAGGGAUACGACGCAAAGUUCGACCCGCCGCUCGAGAAGCGACUGGAGUGCCCCAUCUGUCUUCUCGCCCAAAGGGAGCCCAUGCAGACACCGUGCGGUCACCGCUUCUGUUCCGCCUGUAUUCUGAGAGCGCUCCGAGAGACUGGCCCCAGAUGUCCGGUUGACAACACAACCGUGUGUGUCCACCAACUCUUCAAAGACAACUUCGCCAAACGUGAGGUUCUUUCUCUCAACGUUCACUGUUCGGCAGAUCAGUGCGGAUGUUCCUGGCAGGGGGAGCUCCGAGACCUACAGGUGCAUAACAAACAGUGUGAAUUGGUGCUAAUCGAGUGUCCCAAUUCGUGCGGCCACUCGUGUCGACGGAAAAAUCUUCAAGACCACCUUCCUACCUGCACCAACAGGCCGGAGAAGUGUUCGACGUGCAGCAUCCGUUUUCCUCGUAGCUCACUGGCAGAUCACCACCCUCACUGCUCCCACAUCGUUAUACCUGACUCCGUCUCCUCCGCCAUUGAUAAGGCUUGUGAGGUGUUGAAGUGGGUGGGACACCUGAAACUAAAACUGAAUGGUCAAGUGUGUCAGUUGACAGGCUACCUCACUGCUCCCUCUGACAGCGAACAAUCACAACUGGCCACCAGUUGUUGGUGUAGCAGUAUCACAUUCAUCACUCUCAAUUCUCUGGCCUCUCAGAUCUUCUCACGCAUGCUCACGAGUUCAGAGGUUCAACCGGUGCUGCUCAACUUCUCCCUGCUGACCAGCGAUCCAAAGUCUCUAGCCUUCCAGAAAAUCUUUAGAAAGAAACCGGAAAUAUGUAAUUCUGCUGUGUGUCUGCGCCUGAGGCCAGGAACCUGGCGAGGGACUUGGCUAGCCAGAGCGUUUACAACAAAAAUAAACACACACUUUAUGUAUCCUGCAGGCUUAAUUACGUACCAAACUUUGAUGAUUUGGUGUGCCUGCGCCAGAGGCCAGGGACAACUUGGCCAGACAGAGCAUUUACUAAAUACAUGCCUUUUAACCCUUUGGACGCCAUUGGUAUCAAGCAGAAGUUAAGUGUUAAUGUACAAACCUGUAGCAAUGCGGACUUAAUUAUGCACCAAUCUUUGUUGUUC
Messenger RNA from Geodia barretti, 1367 nucleotides. Lineage: Eukaryota; Metazoa; Porifera; Demospongiae; Tetractinellida; Geodiidae. The record is from the annotation of a GenBank genome assembly.